Molecule: messenger RNA, 2370 nt
Organism: Solea senegalensis (Senegalese sole)
Lineage: Eukaryota; Metazoa; Chordata; Actinopteri; Pleuronectiformes; Soleidae
Gene: dcc
Product: DCC netrin 1 receptor
Exons: 20
Coding region: 1-2370 (789 amino acids)
Biological process (GO): cell-cell adhesion
Molecular function (GO): protein binding
Source: RefSeq, a predicted model, not a curated record
AUGUGGAAAAACACAGUCACGGAGGAAGUGAGUGAAGUUCCUCCUCAGUUCCUCAACUACCCGACCAACUCGUACGCGUACGAGUCCACUGACACGGAGCUGGAGUGCGCCGUGGCGGGAAACCCUCAGCCCACCGUGCGCUGGAUGAAGAACGGAGAGGAAGUCAUCCCCAGUGACUACUUCCAGAUCGUGGACGGCAGUAACCUGCAGAUCCUGGGUCUGGUGAAGUCAGACGAGGGCUUUUAUCAGUGCGUGGCUGAGAACUCGGCCGGCAGCGCUCAGGCCAUGGCUCAGCUGCUGCUGCGAGAGCCAGUGUCCCCCAGCCCAGGCGUUGUCCUCCCCUCUGCCCCCCGCGACCUGGUCCCUGUCCUAGUGUCCAGUCGAUUUGUCCGACUCAGCUGGCGCCCCCCAGAGGAGACGGGAGGAACUGUGCAGACCUACGGCGUUUACUACUCCCAGAGCGGCGUUGAAAGGGAGCGGUCAGUGAACGUGUCGGAGCCAGAGUCGUUGGAGUUAAUGGUGUCCAACCUGAAGCCGGAGGAAAGUUACAGUUUCAGAGUCGUCGCCUACAACGACGUGGGACCGGGAGGAAGCUCCGCCCCCCUGAGGAUCACCACCAAACCUGACCUCCAGGUUCCCAGCCGGGUGGAGUUUGUGAGGGCGGAGCCUCUGUCCCCGACCUCUGUCCAGGUGAGCUGGGAGCCGCCCACUCAGCCCAACGGUCCCGUGCUCAGCUACAGGCUGCUGUGGAGCGAGAGCCCGACCGGCAAAGAACAGAGUGUGGAAGUUAACGGACUGAACUAUAAGAUGGAGGGACUCAAUAAGUUCACCGAGUACACGGUCCGGGUUCUGGCUGUCAACCGCUAUGGACCUGGUACGGCCUCUGAGAGCGCGACAGUCAUCACGCAAUCAGACGUUCCCAGUGCAGCUCCUCAGAACAUCACCUUAGAGGUCGUCCUGUCCAGGAGCAUCAAGGUGUCAUGGCAGCCACCUGUGCGCAGCGCCCAGAACGGCAUCAUCACCGCCUACAAGAUCAAAUACAGGAAGACGGGUCGCCGUGGAGACCAAGAGGCCAUUGAACCCAACAACUUCUGGUACCUGUUCACAGGACUGGAGAAAGGCAGCCAGUACAGUUUCCAGGUUUCUGCCAUGACGAUCAACGGAACAGGUCCGGCCAGUGAGUGGUUUACAGCCGAGACGCCGGAGAACGACCUGGACGAGAGCCAGGUGCCGGACCAGCCCAGCUCCCUGCACGUCAGGCCGCUGCCCAACAGCAUCAUCAUGUCCUGGACUCCGCCCCUCAGCCCCAGCAUCCUGGUCCGUGGCUACAUCAUCGGCUACGGCGUGGGGAGUCCGUACGCGGAGACGGUCAGAGUGGACAGCAAGCAGAGAUACUACUCCAUCGAAAACCUGGAAACAAGUUCACACUACGUGAUUUCCCUGAAGGCGUUCAAUAACGCCGGCGAGGGAGUUCCACUGUACGAGAGCGCUGUCACUCGAUCCCUGACGGACCCCAUAGACCCAUCUGAGGACGACCUGUUCCACCUCUUUGAUAAAUACCCCACUCCCAUGCCAGACACCAGCACUCCCAUGAUCCCUCCAGUCGGGGUCCAAGCCGUGGCUUUGUCCUCGGACUCGGUCCGCGUCUCCUGGGCGGACAACUCCAUGACCAAGAACCAGAAGGCGUCUGAGGUCCGGUACUACUCGGUCAAGUGGAAGACGAGCUACUCCACCAGUGGAAAAUACAAGUCUGCAGACACUACAGCGCUCAGCCACACCGUCACCGGCCUCAAGCCAAACAUCAUGUACGAGUUUGCCGUCAUGGUAACCAAAGGCCGCAAGUCCAGCACGUGGAGUAUGACGGCACACGCCACGACGUAUGAAGCAGCUCCGAGCUCCGCCCCCAAAGACUUGACGGUGAUAAGUCGCGAGGGGCGACCCCGCGCCAUCUUAAUCAGCUGGCAGCCACCGAUGGAGGCCAACGGACGCAUCACCGGUUACAUCCUCUACUACACGCUGGAUAAAAACAUGCCCAUCGACGACUGGGUGAUGGAGCCGAUCAGCAUCGACCGGCUGACGCACCAGGUCGUCGAUCUGAACCUCGACACCGUUUACUACUUUCGGAUUCAGGCCAAGAACGCCAAAGGAGUCGGCCCGCUGUCAGAGCCCGUCCACUUCAGGACCGCCAAAGUGGAACAUCCCGACAAGAUGGCAAACGAUCAAGGUCGAGGAGGAGACCACACCUACUGGCCGUCAGACACCAACCUCAUUGACAAGAGCAGCAUCAACGAAACGCCGCCGGCUGGAAAAAUUAAUUACAUUCAGCUUCUCCGCCAUCAAUCAAGUGUUUUUACAAACUGUGGACAGUAA